Messenger RNA from Penicillium longicatenatum, 879 nucleotides. Its product is annotated as NAD(P)-binding protein. The transcript has 3 exons. Bases 1 to 879 code for a protein of 292 amino acids. NCBI's taxonomy places the organism in Eukaryota, Fungi, Ascomycota, Eurotiomycetes, Eurotiales, Aspergillaceae. The record is from RefSeq and is a predicted model, not a curated record. Gene Ontology annotation, molecular function: oxidoreductase activity, acting on the CH-OH group of donors, NAD or NADP as acceptor.
AUGUCUGACAUGUUGAGCCCAAUAUUCAGGCUUCUUCCAUCAAAGAGUCAGCUUCUCAUCCCACCGCCCCUGCUGAUCGGCAUUGGAGCUCUAGGAUUCGUUGGCCUUUGUUCUCGAGUCAACUCGUACCUAUCCAGACGAGCUCUUAAUGGUGUGACAGCAACACUGCCCUGGGACUCGGAGCGGGAGGUCGUCGUCGUGACAGGUGGCUCCAGCGGAAUCGGUGCAGCAAUCGUUGAGCUGCUAGCGCACAGGGGUAUAAAGACCCUCAUCCUGGACGUGACAGAACCCCGAGAGGAGCUGAGAUCGAACACAUUCUUCUUCAAAGUCGACCUCGCCAAAGCUGAGGCAAUAAAAUCAAUUGCAACCAAUAUCCGCUCGGAACAUGGAGACCCCACAGUCCUUAUCAACAAUGCAGGCAUUGAAUUCAACAAGCCUUUAUUGGGCCUCGAAGAGUCUCAAAUUCGAAGGACUUUUGAUGUCAAUAUCCUCGCUCACUUUCUGCUUGUCCAGGAAUUUCUACCAGCGAUGGUAUCUCUUAACCACGGCCACGUGGUGAGUGUAGCCAGCCUAGCGUCAUUUACCACAAGCGCUAUCAAUGUGGAUUAUGCGUUGACGAUGUCAAGUAUUUUUCAUCCAGGUUGGGUUCGGACUCCGUUAAUUCAGAAAAUGGUUGAUAGUGGUGUCCGUGAUGGACAGAUCCUUGAGCCGAGGGAUGUUGCAGAGAAAGUUGUUAACCAAAUAAUAUCGGGAUUGGGAGCUCAGGUUUUUGUCCCAUCAAGCCAUUGGAUAUUGCCGUUUGUGCGGGCUUUGCCUUGUUGGGCCCAGGAGGCUAUCAGAAAUCAGCUUUCUGUGAAGAGGAUAGCUGCGCUGACCUGA